This is a messenger RNA of Trematosphaeria pertusa, 1784 nucleotides long. RefSeq lists its product as uncharacterized. Lineage: Eukaryota; Fungi; Ascomycota; Dothideomycetes; Pleosporales; Trematosphaeriaceae. Bases 217 to 1764 code for a protein of 515 amino acids. The transcript is spliced from 2 exons. The record is from RefSeq and is a predicted model, not a curated record.
AUAAACACCCGACUACGUGGACCUCAAUCGUGGCACCCUCUAAAACCCUCGCGGUCCGCCACUCCAUCCGAAGCAGGAAGACUCUACAGCACUCUACAGCAUUGGAGACGGCGAGCUGUCUCAAUUCCGCGAGCGCUGCUGGCCUCUUAAGCUGGUGAUGAGGCACCACCUAGCGCCCAUCGCGAAAAAACACGUCCCCCACUCACAACCAUCGACAUGCGCGAAAUGAAACCUCUGAUGCUGCCCAAGCUCGUUGCUGCGCGGAAAUCGUCCAAGAGCUCACUGGAUAUGUUCUCCGAGCCCACCUCCUCUGUCUUCUCGAGUGCAGACUCUGGUUUCUUCUCCGCGUCGGAGUGUUCGACGCCUCCCACGCCAAGUUUCUACCGUGGGCAUUUUCGGAACCCAAGCUCGACCUCCUCGCUCUCCUCGAGCCCGCCAACCCACGAGCCCUUCGAGUCACCCAAUGCCUCGGGCAAGCUUCCGAAGCUCACCGAGGAGCCCUUCGAGCGGGAAGACGACUACGUUGCCGACGGGCCAUAUCGCUGUUCAUGCGACGUUCCGACAUGCACCAAUGGCAGAAGCUGCAUGAUCGCUCAGGCCUGGGAGUUCGGCGACUACGAAUCAGAGUCGCAUAUGUCAAAGAGACGACGCUCGGUGGAGUCAUCCGCACAGAGCGUCACCGAUAAGCUCGAGCGCAAGUUUCCCUCAUUAUCACGCAAGAUGAGAGAUCGUAAGCGGGCAUCCACCUUAGGCAGGACCUCCCGCAGCGCUACUCCCUCCAGGGUGUCGUCGACCCGGUCGUCGUCGAUCACCAGUUCGAUCCACCAGAUGCAAGGUUACGACAUCACCGACAAGUUCCCUCCGUCCUUAGCUCUAAAUCCUAGCAGCAAGGAACAGUUGAGCGAAUCCGUUGUCUCUUCGCCAAUUGACAUUGCUAAGGCCAAUGCGCUCGACAUCGAUGCCGAACAGGUGGCCUCUGAACGCUAUGCGACUACUCCUCUGCUUCCGCCGUUGCUCGUAAAGACACGCUUCGACGACGCCCCUUCACAGUCCCCUCUUCAGUCACCCACCGUUGCCGACAUCACUCAGUCCGUGGUUGCGACGCCCAUGGACUCACCCACACUUCGCGCUUACCCUACCCCGCCGCUGUCUUCCAAACCAUCAGUAGCUUCCUUCAAGACGUCGCGACCCGGCCACCUGGUGCCAUCAGCAGACAUCCCACCAAUCAUGCUGGCCGAUCCUAACGACAAGUGGGCCGUAGAACUAGGGCAUGACAACUUUACCAUCCACCCGGAACCCUACGUGCCCGAAGUUUGUGACGCGGCUUCGCUACGGCAGUUGUUUGCUGAUUGGGAGCAAGCGCGCCGCAACUUCACCAAACACCAAGUGCGGAUGGCUGAGCACAAUGGCGUGACCUCGAAAACCUACCUUCUGUGCGAGAAGAAAUGGGCGGAGAUCGACGCCUUGUGGAAGAAGAACAACGAUCUCGCCAUCUCGCGUGCGACUGCAAUCGGCGAGGAGCCCGAACCCAGCUCACCUCUAGAACCCGCCCCCCUCAGCAAAAUGCCAUCGCUGAACGACCCGAAGAGCGAGGGCAAAUUCCCGAAACUCGGGGACGAGGACAUCGUCGGUCCUAUGGUUCGCAUAGCAGAGCAGAUACCACGGACACCGCCCCGCAAGCGCGCCUUCUUCAAGUUCUUCAGCGACCUCAAAUUCCCCGGUUCUUUUCUCGGGAGAUCAUCGGCGGGGUGGCGCGGCCACUGAACACGGGUCGAUAUUUUCCC